AUGAGUAAACUAAAUUUAAAUACUUAUUUCAAAUGCAUACGACGAAGGACAUUACCAUUUGACUCGUCCAACAUACGGGCUUCGUCGAUAGUUUCAACAAAAAACCUUAAGAUCAGGACAUUUGCAACAUCUCAUCACCAUUUAAUUAAUGCUUUAAAUACUACAACCAACUUGAAUCCAAUAAAUCGAAUCAUAAAAGAACAAGAUCAUACUAAUGAUGACAAACCCAUUUUAUUAAAUUUGAUCCAAGAAUCACUACGAGUGAUAGCUGAGAAAAUUGAUACAAAAUCAUUCAAAUAUCCAUAUACUUUUCUAAAUGAAGAAACGGAGCAACAAAAAGAUAUUCUUGAAAAGUUUGAAAUGACUAUAAAGGAUGAAAUUUCAAAUCAAACUAAUCCAAAAGUUGAGAAAUUAAGUUUUAUGGAAUUCUUAAACCCCAAUAUAAAAGUACUACCUUCAUUAUUACUAUCAAUAAAUCAAGACAUUUACCCCAAAGAAAUGUUGGAAUAUUACAAUUUAGGUAACAAACAAGAUUUAAUAACUCAAAUAUUAACUCACUUAUUGCACAAAGAAUACCUUGAAUUUAAAACAGAAACUACCCCCUAUGAAAAAUCAUUAAUCGAUUUCUCAAAUCCAGCUCAAUGGUUUCCAGAAGCAAGAAAAAUGAAACGUAAAAUAAUAAUGCAUGUGGGACCAACAAAUAGUGGUAAAACUUAUAAUUCUUUACAAGAAUUAUCAAAUUCUAAGACUGGAUAUUAUGCUGGUCCAUUAAGAUUAUUAGCAAGAGAAAUAUAUGAAAGAUUUAAUCAACAAGGUAUUGGAUGUAAUUUAAUUACUGGUGAAGAAGUUAUUCCUUCGAUUGAUGAAUAUGGUCAAGUUAGUGGGAUAGCUUCCGGAACUAUUGAAAUGAUACCCUUACACAAGAAAAUGGACCUUUGUGUGAUUGAUGAGAUUCAAAUGAUUGGUGACAGUCAAAGAGGUUCGGUUUGGACUAAUGCUGUUUUGGGAGUAUUAGCUCAUGAAAUUCAUUUAUGUGGUGAAGAAAGUGCAGUGCCACUUAUUGAAAAAUUAGUUGAAGUUACUGGUGAUGAAUUGGUGGUCAAAAAGUUUGAUAGAUUGGGGAAAUUAACAGUUGAGAAAAAACCAGUUGGAUUGAAUGAUUUGAAAAAGGGUGAUUGUUUGGUGGUUUUCUCUAAGAGGAAAAUUUUAGAUUAUAAAUGCAGUAUCGAAAGACAAACUAAAUUAAAAGUUGGUAUUAUAUAUGGUGCUUUACCUCCAGAAAUUAGAGCACAAGAAGCUAAUAAAUUUAAUAAUGGAGAAUAUGAUGUUUUGGUUGCAUCUGAUGCUAUUGGAAUGGGAUUAAACUUGAAAAUUAAUAGAAUUGUAUUCAGUGGUAUCAAUAAAUUUAAUGGAUCAGAAGUUGAAAAUUUAUCAGUAUCACAAGUUAAACAAAUUGCUGGUAGAGCAGGUAGAUUUAGUGCCGAACAUGGCUCUAAGGAGGGAUUUGUUACUGCUUUACAAAGAGCAAGUUUGAUUUAUAUAAAAGAAUGUCUUAAUGAACCAAUAACUGAAUUAGAAAAAGCAUGUUUAUGGCCAACUGAUUUAGUUUGGAAAUAUUAUAUGACUAAUUAUUCAACUGAAGCUCCGUUGUCUGAAACAUUACAACAUUUUAUUUCAAAUACAAUGAAAUUUAAAUCUGAAUUAUAUUUCAUUGCAGAUUUAGAAGUUAAAACUGGAUUAUUAGAAAUGAUAUCAAAAGAUAAUAAAUUAAAAAACAUGACAAUUGAUGAUCAAUUAACUUUGAGCGAAACACCAAUAAAUUUACAUGGACCAAUGAACAAACAACUAGUAGUUCCAACAGUCAAGAAAUUUUUUAAAAACAUAGUGGAAAGAGAAUGCAAAUCAGUUUUUGAUUUUGAAUUUUUAGACUUACCAUUAUUAUCAGCAAAACCAAUGAUAUCAAAAAACAUUCAUAUUCCAUUAGAUAAUGUUGAAAAAUUAGAAAGUAUGCAUAAGUUGUUAUUAUUGUUUCUUUGGUUAAGUCAAAGAUUUCCAACUUUAUUUAUUGAUAAACAAUCAGCAAUGGAAUUGAAAGCGUUAGUUGAAAAAAGAAUAAGUGAAGAAUUAAAUAAUGCUAGAAGAAUGAACAAGAUGAAGAUGAGAUGA
This is a messenger RNA of Lodderomyces jiufengensis, 2166 nucleotides long. It is a transcript of the gene SUV3, whose product is annotated as ATP-dependent RNA helicase. Lineage: Eukaryota; Fungi; Ascomycota; Pichiomycetes; Serinales; Debaryomycetaceae. Gene Ontology annotation, biological process: RNA catabolic process; mitochondrial RNA 3'-end processing. The transcript has a single exon. Gene Ontology annotation, cellular component: mitochondrial degradosome. The record is from RefSeq and is a predicted model, not a curated record. Gene Ontology annotation, molecular function: ATP binding; RNA helicase activity; hydrolase activity, acting on acid anhydrides. Bases 1 to 2166 code for a protein of 721 amino acids.